Molecule: messenger RNA, 1423 nt
Organism: Truncatella angustata
Lineage: Eukaryota; Fungi; Ascomycota; Sordariomycetes; Amphisphaeriales; Sporocadaceae
Exons: 3
Coding region: 294-1316 (340 amino acids)
Molecular function (GO): hydrolase activity, acting on ester bonds
Source: RefSeq, a predicted model, not a curated record
CCGGCCACCAAUCUGCAAAAGUCCAUUGACCCGGAUGACGCCAGCAUUCUCGAAGUUAUUAGGGAUACUCCGCGAUUCGAUCACGUUCAUUGGCUCUAUAGUGUAGUGUGUAAAUAUAAAGUCAAGCGCAUGUUCACGGGAAUUUCACUUCGCGACGGUCACAGUCUGGUGUAUCUGACGGUUCGAGUUAUCUUGUCUGGAUUGCCAGUUUUCUUGAUAGGGGUUUUCUCUUUUUCUUCUUCGGUGAUUGUUGCAGCAAUAGCGAAAAGCUCAACAGUUCUUGCUGCCACGCGAUGAAGAGAUUCGUCCUCCCGCUCGUAGCUGGGGUCAUAUUACAACAGCCCGCCUCGGCGCUCAACUUCUCCACGCUCGUGGUAUUUGGAGACAGCUAUACCGACAAUGGGGUGCACUCGUAUACCCCGGACGCCAACGGCACCGUUGGCACGCCGAAAUCCGUAACCUCAACCGGCGGCCGUAUCUGGCCCGAGUAUGUCGGCCAGUACACGGGCGCGCACGUCUACGACUACGCCGUGUCAGGCGCCGUGUGCGACAAGACCAUGGCGCCGCGGCGCAACGCCGUCUCGCAGGACCAGGUUGCCAGCUUCCUGGCGGACGACACCCACGUGUCCAACGCAACCGGGGCGGACGUGCCCGCGCUGGUCAACGACCCGGCCGACACCGUCUACGCCGUCUGGAUCGGCACCAACGACCUCGGCAACGGCGGCUUCCUGACCGAGGUGCAGCAGCCCGGCACCCUGGCCGCGACGGGCUACGUCGACUGCGUGUUCGCGCAGUUCGACCGCCUCUACGCCGUCGGGGCCAGGAACUUCAUCCUGCUGAAUGUCGCGGCCCUCGACAAGAGCCCCCAGUACGCGCUGCCCGCGAACGGAGGGUUGAACUCGAGUCAGUUCUGGACGGAUAAGGUGGCGUAUGACUCGAAUAUUACGCGUAGUAGCGAGAAGAUUAGGGAGUAUAGCACCUUGGUCAAUGCCGUGUAUGAGUAUCGGCUGCCAUAUGAGGUCAAGAUUGCGGAGAGAUACCCGGGGAGCUGGUUUGGUUUGCUGGACGUUCAUUCGCUGUUCGAGGAUAUCUGGAGCAAUCCGUCGUCAUACCUGAACGGCACCGUACCGCUGAAUGUCACCGGAUGGGUAGCAUCGUGUAAGAGCUCGACGUGCUCGGACCUGGCGGCGAGGGAUAGCUAUAUGUGGUAUGACGAGCUUCAUCCUUCCGAACAGACUGAUCGAGUUAUUGCUCGUGAGUUUGUGAACGCCGUUUCUGGGAAAAGUAACUGGACAACUUACUGGAGUGAUGUGUGAGAGCAGGGCCGUGGUAAGAGCGCAAUAUCCUGAUCAAAAGUGUGGCGGUCUCGAGAAACAAUUCUCCAGCCAUAUACUUAGCAUUCCAUCCUAAUCGAAGUUCACUG